CCCAACGCAACUCGCAAACGCAUAUCCAGCCGGUGGACAAAACCGCCUGUGCCAACCCCCUUGUCCUCAAACUUUCCCAACUUUUUAUUACAACCGAAAGGUAAUCAUUCCACUGACAGAUAACACCCGUUGUACCUGUACAUAGAGUGAACAGAUUGCGCAAAACAAUUUGACCCACAGGCUUGAUAAACAAGGUGGGAUCUUUAAUUUUCAUUUUAUUUAUGUUGAAACACACGCGUUUACCGAAAACUGUGAUCCAUAUUAUUCAUUGUUUUCAUUGUUUUCAUUAUUUCCAUUAUUUCCAUUAUUUUCAUUGUUUCAUCAGAAUUGUUCAUCAUCAGACAGUGAUUAUCCGGGGACUUGUUCGGCUUUGGUGAUACGUGUGUUGAAUUGGCUGUUUUUUGGUUCGGUGUCAGUGACUGAUUUUAGGGAGGAAUAGCUGAUCUGAUUGGGUAGUCAGUGGUGUUACGCAUUUGUCCGCACUUUGUGAGGGAUAUCGAUGGCCAGGUGGUGAUUGGCUAUCGCGAUUACGACGGCAAUCAUCAUUCAGUUGAGGAAUCCGCGACAUUCAGCGGGAUCUGCGCUCACCGCCUUUCCCUUCUACCGACGGCCAGUGACUUGUCCUUUAUUAUUUUGGAUUAGUCGGAUUAACGGGCCCUAUGUUUUACCUUAGCCUGGGGUUAUAUUUUCACGUGUGAGUUUUUAUUCUUCGGUUAGAUUAUUGUGAAAUGUGACGGCAAUGCGUGCUAGCUGCAUCAUCAGGGAAGAUACCUCCGGAUUGCAGCGCUCGUUCUUCAGGUGCUACUGAUAUACCAACACGAGAUUAAUAAUUCAGUGACCGUGUCAUUGAGAUCAAAAGUACUGGUGUGCAUUGACGUGUGAUAAACAACGGAGGACGAGGAGGAAGAGGGUGAGGAUAGACUGUUGUAACUCGUUGUGGCCAGCGGAAACGGCGUCAGCAGUGGCGAAAGAGUCAACCGAGGCGCGGGAGAUAAGAAGGCGACGAAGUAGAAGAAGGAGGUGUCGGUGGAGAAGGGCGACAGCGUUGGCGAGUUGGGUUGAAUUAACACAGAGAAUAGUUACAUCAACGUAGUGAAGAGUGAACACAAGGAGGAGAUACAAAUGAUAUUAAUGAAAUACAUUUCAACUCAGAGACUGAAAUAUCUCAUGAGAUGAACAAUCCCUGAACAAUCACUCAUAUCAUCGAUAUCAGAUGAUCAUCAUUGCUGAAGCCGUCGCCUUUCUCCUCCCGCGCCACCCAUCAACGACAGAGAGCAUCAUUAUUUGGAUUAUUUUUCAUCGAUAUUGAGAUAUUAUUCAGCGAGCUCGGUUGAGCUCAUAUCGCGGAUACAAGAAUCACGUGCUAGACCGGACGUCCGUGUCUGCUUCUGUGUACAUCAGUAUUUUAUUCCAAGUGAGACGUCACCAGUGGUCGCUUGCGGGGGCUUUUUUUUUUUAUUUUUGUGAUAAGUGCUUGGAGAUUUUUAACCACCCAAGGUGGAUCAGCUGGGGUACAGCCUUUAUUUUGAGACAUACCCGGGCAGGCGGACAACCACGGGUCCUAAGAUGUGAUUUUUCCAAAAAUGGCGGAUUGCCCCUAUGCCCGCUGCAUACAGGAACGCAGACACAUCAGGAGGGAAUUGCUGCGAUGGACAAAGAAUAUGGUCUUCGUAGUUGGUCUGGAACGUGUAGCGGAAGAGUUGAUGGGCCGUAGGAGAUGGAAGCAAUACCAGGACACCCUGUACAGCAGCACUCGGAGCGAAUCAGCAAGCCAGCCGCAUCACCGGCUCUAUCCGGCCCUAUCGACAACCUGCAGCAAUCUAGCUGCGGGGAAUGCCAGCCAGAUCGGGUCGCAACACCAUCGUCAGGCAUCAACGGGCACUGUACAUCACCAAUCAUCAACACCACCGCUGUCAGCGACAGUAAUAACAACGACUGGACAAGAGCAUACGUCAAUAAAGCAGAAAGAAUUGACGAAUCACAGGGGUGGCGAGGAGUCCUGUCGCAUAAGGCCCGAGGAUAUAAAAUUAGAGAUAGAAGCUGCACAGGAGGUGAACAGUGGUGGACGCUCCGAGUUACUGCAGCACGGGGAGGUUCAUACCUUGAGGAUACAGGAGCGUACGAGACAAAGAGUAAACGAAAACGGGGAAGACGAAGAUUUCAACGAGAACGAGAACGACUCGGAGUCCGCCGAGAAGAGGCUGAAGUUGGACGAUUCAUUGAGGACCUCGGUCAGCCCACUGAGGGAAAACGAACGGUCACCCUCCAGAGAUUCGCGGGCGAACGAGGGAACCGAGCCGGAAGGGACCAAGGAACCGAGUGCGGAAAACGCGUUGGACCGGAUACAGGUGACGCCGGGUCUAUUGAGGGUAAAGAAGGAGGAGGAGUUACAGGAGUUACCGCAACAGGUGAACUGUGGAGGCGGCGAUACUACGAGAGUAGAUACCGAGGUCAACAGGCCAAUAACCAAGGAACAAUCGGAGUCUAUCAACGAUUGUACGUUAACGUAUCCUGUCAACCGGCGAGUAAGUCCACCGCCGGAGGACUGGAAACCAUUAGACAAGUGUUAUCUCUGUCUCGAUGGAAAACUGCCCCACGACGAUCAAGCGCCACUUAGCCCACAAAGUGAGAGUAGUAGUAGUUCACGAUCUGCAGAGUCUCCAAUGUCGGUGCAAGUCGAUCCAAUGGCGGCUUCUGCAGUGGUUGCUGCCGCCCUUAGUGGCGCGUACCCCACAUUACUGCCACAAUGGGGAUUACCACCAAGGGAUGCACCCCUUGUUGGCAUUCAGACACACCACGACACUGGCCAAUCGGCGGAUCAGCCCCUAGAUCUCUCGGCUAAACCGAAAAACUCUCAGGACAACAACAUAUCCAUGUUGGAUCAACAAAAAAUACCUCUGAGAAUGCCGGCGAAUAUUGAUCCCAAGACUAUCUUCACAAGCUCAUACCGGCAGAAGCCAAGACUGCCCGGACAAACAGGAGUUGGUGGUGUGCCGGUUGUCGGUGGUGGCAGAAGAACUUACACGGAGGAAGAAUUACAAGCUGCCCUCAGGGACAUACAGAGUGGUAAACUCGGUACACGAAGAGCAGCUGUCAUCUACGGGAUACCAAGGAGCACCCUCCGUAACAAGGUCUACAAGCUUGCAAUGGAACGCGAGAGGGACGCCUCCCUCACUAGCACCCAUUCACAUCCUCACGAGUCUGGCGUACCAGUAUCAACCACCACCAUCACCUCCACAAUACCAACAUCAACAACAACAGCAUCAACACCAAAUACGACCCAAAAUGCCUCUGCAACAAGUCCGCCCCCGCAAGUGGAUGAGGCGGAUGAUAAGGAGCUGUCAGGUGCUGAAGAGGAGAAGGAAGUGGAGAAGGCCCUGCUGAAGCCACUGCUGUCCCUCGAAGACUUGGUGAGAUUUUCCGCCCUUGAGGGUAGCGGUCGGGACUCCCUCAGGACACUCCUCCAACGGGGACACGAAACCGGCACCGAGUGGCCUGGUUUUGAGCAUGCUAAUAUUGGACCCUAUAUCCAUAAAAUGCUAGCCGCUGCUGGGCCAUUCAAAGGUCUUGAGAACCAAGAGUACAGGAUACCAGAAGUGAUGAGGCGAUUGAUGAGCGAGGACAAAAGACUAAACAAAGAUGUGAAUGGCGAUCAGUCGCACUCACACGUACAAUCACCCCAGUCACAAUCGUUACAAGGUGGACAACAGCAAAGGUUACCAAUGACAAAUGAUGAUUUCAAUCCAGCAAUAGAGGAGGAGGCGAGCGACAGCGCUCAGGGCAGAGCUAUACUCAAGAUUCCGUCCUAUAAACCAGCGAGUACACCUGGCUCAAGUAAGAACAAUGGUGAGCCAAAUUCAGCAGCAUUUGCCCAGGGUUUUGCUGCAUCAUCAAGUGCAGCUGGUAGCCCUGGCCUGUUGGAACGAGCUAGCCCAGCAUUCUCGGGCACUAGUAGUCCAACGAAUUCACUCGUUGGUAAAGGUGUCAGUGUUAAUUUUCGUGAUGUCAUUGCUAAGAGUAUUAGCUCAAAAUUUCAAGAGGGACAAUCUGGACAGACUAAUGUCACCCAAACACCUACACCAUUGCUCAGUGAUUCAAAUCCAUUCAAACGCGGUAGGUAUACACCACCGCAGACUGCCCAUCAGCAACAAACGCAGCAGCAAAAAUCACAGAGCCAGGAGAACAAAUCAAAACCGAGCGCUGGUGGCAAAGGUACGAGACCAAAACGUGGAAAAUACAGGAAUUAUGAUCGGGAUAGUUUGGUAGAGGCGGUUAGGGCUGUGCAGAGAGGAGAAAUGAGUGUUCAUAGGGCUGGUAGUUACUAUGGUGUGCCACAUUCCACCCUCGAGUACAAGGUCAAAGAGAGGCAUCUCAUGAGACCACGAAAGAGGGACCAGAAACAGUCGGAGGACAAAUCAAAAGACUCACCGACAGCGCCAUCAUCACUGAGACCAGCUCACCAAGACAAAAAGCCACCGUUGAAACCUCAAAAAUCGUUUACACAAGGUCCAGGUGGUUUACCAGGUGGUCCAAAUGGUUUGAAAAUGCCGUUUUUAGACGGGAUGCCGCAUCUACCAUUUCCACAUCCAUUCAAUUUUGGUUGGGGUCCAACGCCAUUCAUGCCUUCACCAUUUAUACCAGGUGCACCAAAUGUACCAACGAUACUGCCUGAUCAGUAUUUUGCUACCCAGAGAAUGCGUGGACUUCAGGAACAGCAGAGAAGUGCUGUUGUACAGCAGCAGAGUAGUAGAGAAGGCAGUGGUACAGAACCAGGUACGUCAAAUUCACGUUCAAUGGUUAAAACAACGAGGGAAAUGGCUGAGAGUCUUUAUGAGGGUACAGGUGCAAAUGGUAGCUUUCUUGAUAAUUUAAUAAGAUCAAGUUUGGAGACUGGUAUACCGAGGGAUCAACGGGGUAUUACUGAAGGACGGGGUCAGGGGCAUCAUCCUGAAGCAAUGAGUAGUAAAGCAUUGAUUGAUCAACUGUGCAGGAACUCAAGACGUACACCAUUACCCAGAAUGACAGAUAGCAGUGAAGAUGAGAGCUAUCGUCCAUCAAGAUCAUUACCAGAGAGACCAGAGAGAGUACCAACUGUUGAUUUGAGUCCAUCCCCAACGGAUCGAAUAAGAAAUGAUGAUCAGGGCAGUGAUCGUUUAACAUCACCACCAACGCCCUUGUCAAUCAGUAGAGCUGGUAGUCGUGAUGAUGACACAAGGGAUUCACGUAAUGAUCGCGGUAGUAGAGAGCGUGAGGUACAUAAUGGUGGUGAUGAGCCACGUAAAACAAUACUACAACAGCAACAGCUGAAUCACUACCCGGAUAUACACAAUCUUUAUGCCGUAUCAAAUGAGAAAAAAAGUGCCUGUGAUAGUAAGCUUAUAGUAGAUCAUUCGAGCCAGAAGACUCAACAGCAACCACAACAGCAGAAGGAAUUUGGUGCUGUGAGCGGGCUGGUAGUGCAACUUCAGAGAGGCUACAAUUCUGCUAGUAAUUCAAGAACAACGGAACAAGAACAACAGAAUAAUUCACAGCCAGUAGCGCAGCCUGUUCAGGAGCCACACGGACCUGCCCUCACCAUGGAAGACUCCGUAGAGCAGUAGACGAAAAUACAAUCCAGACAGAACGUAUGCAGAUACCUGACAGUGUAAUUAUUAAGUAAUCAACGAGACGACGUUUUAUAUUUUUUCAUUGUAGAUUAAUUAUUUCAAUUAUUGUUUUUAUUCAUUUUUUAAUAUGCGUUCUUCCUUAUUAUUUUUUCGUUAUUAUUAUGUAGUAUUUAGUGGAUAUUUUUGGCCUUGGCUUGAUAUAUCGAGGUCGCGUUUCAUGCAAUCGAUUAUUUUUCCUCGAUUUAUCGUGGUAUUGCGUCUUUAAGUCGCAUCUCUUUGUCCCUUUUCCCAUUUUUUCCCUAUAAUAUUUCCCCUUUAAGAUCUACCCACCGUCCGUCGUAGACGUUAUUAUUAUUGCUAUUAUUUGUUCAUACUUCCACCCCUAGAAGGAUGAUAAACUACGUAAGUCCUUUCGAUUAUAAUCAUAACGAAAAACAAUUAAAAAUUAAAGUUAAAAUGAUGAAAAAAAAAAAUAAUUAAAUGAAGAAAUGGCAAGAAAAUGCGUGAUGAACGCAUGUGUUUUAUACGUGUAAAUUUAGGUAGUUAGAAUGCAUCGGAAAAAUAUUUUUUAUAUUCUAUAUGAAUUUACCAGUUAUUAUUUAAUGAAGGAUGAAAUCAUGAAUAAUACAACACAGACAAGACAAAAAUUUAUCUAGAUAACGAAUUAUCGUAAUUGUUUUAUUAAUGCCAGCAAUUAACAAUUGUCGAACGUAUUAUUAAUAUAUUCAGUGGAAUGAACAUUUAGUUUUUCUUUUAUUUUUCAUUAUUGUUUAUUUUCAAUUGAUCGAUUCUUCUUUUUUCUUUUUUUUUUUUUAAUUUCUCAUUUUGGUGCCCCUACGUCCAAGUGAGUGAGGAUUACGUACUGAAGUUCAACGGUUUUUUUUUUUUAUUUCCUUUGUGUGUAAAUGAAAAUCAUGUGGCAAAUAAAUAUUACCGACAUUACAAAUGAAUUCAAUGACAGAUUAUAACCCUCAAUCCUGAUUUUCAACGUGUGAAUAACAAGACGAUGGAUAUAAUAUACACUUGUAUACAGAACUCAUUUUUACAUAAACACGAUUACGCAUUAGACCAAAAUAAUUGCAAAUUUAUAUAUUGAUACAUUUUUCCGAGAUAUUUCACUGGCUAAUGGACAAAUUGGGAUUUAAUGGUCGACGGCGGAGAAUCCAUGAAUUUUAUCGCCAUUUUUUAUUUAUAAUAACACGUCAGAAAUUUUUAACAGCAAACAAUUGAAUUAUUGAAGGGCAGGGCAAAAUGGAAUGGCGGCAACCUGCAAAAUUGAGUCUUGAAUAAAUAAUUAAAGGUCUUGCAUUUCGCCCUAGUCCUCAGAAAUUCAGAUAUCGACUGUGCGAUCAAAAUGAAAACAACUGGAAAAUGAUAGAUUUUUGUUAUUGAUAAGAACUUGUAAAAUGAUUGAUGGGGAAAAAUGAAAAUUCCAAUGAAAAAUGAAAAAGCUUUUAUUUUCCCCCAUUUCUUUGCGAAUUAAGUUGAAAUAAAUUCGAGUGGAAGACGCCACCGUAAAAUUGCGAUUCACGAUUAUAGAAUGUGAUACGUCUGCCGACGUCAGCCCAGGACUCCCCCGACGUAUGUUUUUUUUUUUUUUUUCAAAUUGCAAACGCAAUCUAAUUUAUAGGAGUCGUGGUAGGUCGUGGCAGUUCGAGGGCUUUCUCAACAAUAAUUUAUCAUUUUAUCUGGACUCUUAAUUUGUUGAUGAUUCGUUGUUGUCGAAAUGGUUGUGAAGUUAUUAGUUAACAUUGAGGAUAUGUUAAAUGAUUGAUUUAACACGCCGCACUGGGGGCAUGUGGUGGAGAGAAUUGAUAAAA
This is a messenger RNA of Fopius arisanus, 7426 nucleotides long. It is a transcript of the gene Eip93F, whose product is annotated as Ecdysone-induced protein 93F. Gene Ontology annotation, cellular component: nucleus. Gene Ontology annotation, biological process: regulation of transcription by RNA polymerase II. The record is from RefSeq and is a predicted model, not a curated record. Gene Ontology annotation, molecular function: DNA binding. Bases 1584 to 5600 code for a protein of 1338 amino acids. Lineage: Eukaryota; Metazoa; Arthropoda; Insecta; Hymenoptera; Braconidae. The transcript has 11 exons.